UUUUGUUUGCUACUUCUUCCUCCCCUUUCCAUCCAGGUUCUCAUCUGUUGCCGCUGCAGGUACGGAAUACCUCACCCGGCGACCACGCGCAGGCCAUGGCACACACCGCAAUCAUAUUCUUCUAAUACGUGAAAGCUCAUACGUGCCCACACCGCAUCACCCCAUGCUUUGACACCUCACUCCACAUGGCAAGGUGCUCGGUCGCCUACAUAGUACCUACCUAGGCACAUACUCUAGCACACCGCUUCCCCAGAACGUGUGCGCCUCUGCCUCUUCAUAAUCGCUCCUUCGUCACCAAAUACCGGCCAAUCCAUAUCCACGGCUCAUUGCCCUUUGCAUCCUGUGCCUCCCAACGAGAGUACGGCCGUGAAGAUAUGUGUAUUGCCAUCAUUACGACUGAACACCCUGACUACCCCUUCAUUCUCCUCAACAACAGAGACGAAUAUCUGCAUCGACCCACGCAGCAAGCAGAAUGGUGGCCAGCUCCCCACUCACAUGUGCUUGGAGGCUAUGAUCUCUACCGCUCGGCCCACGGUACCUGGCUCGGUAUGACGCGCCAGGGCCGUCUCGCGGUUCUCACCAACUUCCGCGAAGAGAAUGACAAGCUCGUCGUUGGCGCGAGGAGCAGAGGGCUGAUACCAAAUGCGUGGUUGAAGUCGGAUCCAGGGGGGAACGAAUCCACCGAGCAGUUUGCGGGGAGACUGGUCGAGGAUGGUGUCAGGGGCAUUGGCGGCUUCAGCUUGUGCUACGGCCUGGCUCAAGACGUGGUCAAGGACGGCGGAAAGGGACUCGCCAUCAUCUCCAACCGCACACCCGAUGCGGCCGGGCUGAUUCGCAUCGCUGCAGGGCCGAACGAGACGCAUGCUCUCAGCAAUGCAGCGUAUAGCGACCGGUCAUGGCCCAAGGUGCUCAAUGGCGAAAAGUGGACGCGGGCCGCAAUUCGGGAAGGCGUACAGAAGCACGAGACGCGCGAGCAGCUGGUCGAAAGGCUGCUAGCCAUUCUCAGCACCGACACAAUGCCCAAGCAGAAGGAGAACGAAGAGUGGGACAUGUAUCUCAACCAGCUCCGUCACAGCAUCUUCAUUCCCGCGAUAGGUCGCGACCACUUGGCAGAGAUGAGGAUGCCGGCCCAUGAAGUCGGCGACGAGGUCAAGCACAAAGCCGCGAAUGCCUUGUCAGGGUGCUAUGGCACACAAAAGCAAAUCGUCAUCCUGGUGUCCAAGCAGGGCAACGUCUUCUACCUGGAGCGCACGCUUUUCGACAACGAUGCGAACCCUGUCGAGCGCGGCAAGGGAGACCGCACCUUUGAGUUUCAGAUCGAGGGCUGGUGAAGCGCUGGGCGCUCUUCAGCAUAGCUAUUCAAAAAAAGACAUAGACAGCCACAGCAACAACACAACAGCAGCGGCAGCAGCAAGACCUACGUUGAGACAGCUGUGGUGUCGGGUGUUCAAAUGUUUACUAAGUACCUAGGUACUCUCUGGAACCUGUCAGGUGACGUCUGUUGUAU
This is a messenger RNA of Westerdykella ornata, 1507 nucleotides long. RefSeq names its product DUF833-domain-containing protein. The record is from RefSeq and is a predicted model, not a curated record. Lineage: Eukaryota; Fungi; Ascomycota; Dothideomycetes; Pleosporales; Sporormiaceae. Gene Ontology annotation, biological process: protein secretion; Golgi organization. Gene Ontology annotation, cellular component: Golgi apparatus. The transcript is spliced from 2 exons. Bases 375 to 1331 code for a protein of 318 amino acids.